AUCGUUAUCGACGGGAGUUAAGAGAACGGCUUAUAUUCGGUGAUUCGUGCCACUCUCGUGGUACUUUGAUAGAAGAAAUGAAUGUCACCACGACACAAGAUGAGAGGAACCGAGCCGUUCGUAAAAGGAUGCUCGAUUUGCAUGACAUUCGUGUGGGAAAGGUCCCACAGGAUUCGCCGUGGUUGAGGAGUAUCCGACUGCAUUACACGCAAGACAAUCAGCUCAAGGAGUGGGAUGUGAUAAGGAUUCACGAUAGCGUGUGUAUAAUCGUUUUCAACACAAGUCGAAGAAAGCUCGUGUUUGUCAAGCAAUUUCGACCAGCGGUAUAUUACGCAUCCCUAUCGAAUAAGCAAGAUAUGAUCGACGUUGGACGUUAUCCCGCAACAUUGGGGCUAACUUUGGAACUCUGCGCUGGUAUCGUGGACAAGGACAAAUCUCUCGUCGAAAUCGCCAGGGAAGAAUUGAAAGAAGAAUGUGGCUACGAAGCACCCAUUUCGGCAUUUGAGCGAAUUACUACCUACUUAUCUAGUGCUUCUGCUAGUGCAAAGCAAACUCUCUUCUAUGUGGAAGUUACAGAUGCCAUGCAUAUACACCCUGGUGGUGGUGACGAAUCUGAAGGUGAACUCAUAGAAAUAGUUGAAUUAAGCAUUCCUGAGCUGAAGGAUUAUAUAAGAUCCAAGGAAGUACAAAGUCCAUCCAGUUUCUUAUACGGUGUGUCUUGGUUUUUUCUUAAUAAAUCUGAAUAUUGUUGAAUAAAAUGAAAAUAAAAAUUAUUUUACUUUAUCAUCUAGAAAAACGAUAAAAUAUUGCAAAUGAAAUACUAUCGGUCAAUCGUAUUUAUUUACAAAUAGAGCAUAGUUGCACAAUUAAAGUACAUAAAAUUACAAGGGGACUGAUAUUCAAUUAGUAUUCAAUUCGUCCUUUGUGAAUUGAGAACUAACCCAUGCAAGACCCCAUUUUAAAUUUGUUAGUAGGAACUUUAAGGCCUUGGUCCAUUGUUCUUCCGAAUUGAACUGUAUUCUGAAAUAGAAAGAAAAAUUAGA
Messenger RNA from Pogonomyrmex barbatus (red harvester ant), 1043 nucleotides. RefSeq names its product uridine diphosphate glucose pyrophosphatase NUDT14. Lineage: Eukaryota; Metazoa; Arthropoda; Insecta; Hymenoptera; Formicidae. The record is from RefSeq and is a predicted model, not a curated record. Gene Ontology annotation, molecular function: metal ion binding; UDP-sugar diphosphatase activity. Gene Ontology annotation, biological process: ribose phosphate metabolic process; nucleoside phosphate metabolic process.